Alexandromys fortis (reed vole) is the source of this 9497-nucleotide messenger RNA. It is a transcript of the gene Plekhg1, whose product is annotated as pleckstrin homology and RhoGEF domain containing G1. Bases 2696 to 7027 code for a protein of 1443 amino acids. Lineage: Eukaryota; Metazoa; Chordata; Mammalia; Rodentia; Cricetidae. The transcript is spliced from 19 exons. Gene Ontology annotation, molecular function: guanyl-nucleotide exchange factor activity; small GTPase binding. The record is from RefSeq and is a predicted model, not a curated record.
AGGCGGGCGGGGACCGCGACCCGCGGCGGCGGCCGGAGGAGCGGGGCGGGGCGCGACGGGGCGCGUAGUGGGAAAGAGGAAGUGGAACCGGGCGAGCUGCAGGGCUUGAGGCGGCCGGAGCCGGCGCUGGAGCGCAGCUCACCGCGGAGCCUGGCGCUCAGGAGCCGCCCCUCUCCCGUAAGCGCGGCCAGGACUAUUCCAGAGACCGGACAAGGGAAGCUGGAGGCCUCGACCACGCACCCGAAUCUGCAGAGGAAGGACAUGCUGCCUCUCUAGAGACCUUGUUCAUCACACCGGGCAAAGAGCAGGUGUUUACAUCUCCAUGUUACACUGCUGUGUAGCUGAAGCUGUUAAGAAGCCGGAAGAAUGUUGCGAUUCCUGUUGACUGACAUUCUAUUUCAAGCUAAGAAAAUCAUUGGGGCUCUCUCUUUACCUGCUGGAAGUUACCUAUGUAUUUAAGACAUGAUUUCAUGUAGUGCAGGCUGGCCUUUAACUCACUAUGUAGCUAAGGGUGACCUUGAACUUCUUGUCUUCUACUUUCCAAGUGCUAGGAUCUCAGGCAUUCUCCACACCAUGGUUUCAUACAGUACUAGGGUCAGACCCGGGUUUUGCACAUGCUUGUCGGUCCCAACACUGUCUUUAAAGUAUCUAGGAUGAGCUCUUAAUUCCUGGGAAUGAAUGAGAUUUCCCACUGUAAAACAAUUAGUAACUGAUCAAUCUCACAUUAGUAACUGAUCAACGGUGUUAAAUUUUAUUCGGCUCAGAUCCAUUGAUUGAGAACCUACUGUGCUGAGAAUACUGCCUGACCAAGCUGAGAGAUGGUCUCCAUAGAGACACAAUUAGGGUGAUGGGAAAAUCAGAGUGGUGGGCGUGCUACUCUCCACUGGUCCUCGAGGGAUCCUCUAGAGGAGGCAACAUUUCCUCGGGACCCUAAUAAUAAUGAGUUCUAAGAGCCCUUUGAAAUAUACUGUAUUCCCUUCUGGAAAUCAAAAUGUUAGGCAAGCACUCUACCACCAAACUGCAUCCCCAGCUCCAAAUAUACUAUUUUCUGUCUUUUUAAGAACUGUCGUCUGUGUUUUUGGUCUCACUUUGUUAAGCCAAGGCAGCCUUAGACUCUGCAUCCCCCUACAUCCACUUCCGGCAUCCUGCAUGGAAAUGUAUUUUUAUUUAUACUGCAUGCAUAUCCAUAGCUGCGCCGUGUCCCACCGAUGCCUUGCCCUGGGACAGAACCUUCUUUCCUGUCUCUUAGCUCUCAAAUACUAACUUGGAUUUGACAAAGAGUUUAAUUGAAUAUUUCAAUACAUCUAUGACCCGAUGUAUUUUUAACAAUCACUCUGGUCUGGCCCAAGGGUCUCAGUGAAUCCUUCUUAAGUGCGCUUACUUUACUCGUGACUUGUAAAGGGGAAAGCUGAGCCCUUCCUACAGCCAGCUCAUUCCCUUGGCAGACAUCUGCUAAUGUCUGGGAAUCCUUACUGCAGUGUGGCUGCCUCUCUAGAGCAAAGGCGUUAGCUGCCUGCGAGCUGGCGAUCUUCUGUUUUCGAGAUUUUACUGAACACAAAUGUUGAAUGUGCCUUUGCCCCUCCCUAUCCCAGGAGGCCAACUGGCCCUGUGAUGGAGACGGUUUUGGGUUUUUGUACAAUCAAGCAGCAGAGGCUGCGCUCCAUUCAGGACGCCUUGGCUGCUCUGGCAAGCCUCUGGCUUUUCACACCAAGCUCACUUCCUUCCAAUAGGACUCCACCCUCCUCCUGGGGAAGGAUUGAUGGGCUGCUACAGUCAGUGCUGGUUUUUCUGAGCACCCUCUAAACUCCCAGCCCUGGUCAGGACCUUUGCUCCGCACCCCUACCUGGAGCCUGCUCUUGUCCGCAGCUCUCGCCCCUGCUCUCCUGUGUCUUUAACCCCUCGGUGAGGGUGAGCAUGCGCGUUUACUUCCAGCUGUGAGGAAGUGGACCUUUGUGUUGCUGUGCUCUUCAUGUGUGACACAUCACCCCAGUCCCUAGCCCUCCAUGUCUUUCCUAUCACCCUCUCCGAACCUAACUACUGAUGCCAGGGCAAAGUGCCCUUCUUGUACCGGGUCUGACAGGGAGGAUAGAUUAAUGCCCGGCCCAGGAAAAAACAAAAUGCAGGCCCUUUCCCCUUCCUGAGCCACCCUUCCCUUCUUCCCUCCACCUUCCCAUGUGACUAAACAUCCCCACGUCCCUGGAGGUCUUCAGAACAGGCACCCGGCCUGACUGAAAUCUGAGUCUUGGGGAACAAGUAGCUGCAAAGCAGAAGUCAUUCCUUCGCAUUCCGAGGAUGCGCGUUAACCACGGUCCGGCUUGGAUCAAGGUGAUUUAAAGCUGCCACCAACCCGUGAUGAGAAAGUCGGCGAAGAGCUGAGGCCACCAGGAGAAGGGAAGGGGCUCUCAGAGCUCAGCCCCCGUGGCUGUGAUUACAGGCGUCCUCAAACCCUGACAUCUGCGCUUCUCUGAUGUGCUGCACGGGAGAAAGACUGUAAUCGGAGGCAUAAAUGUACCACCCUGUGUUUGCUCCCUUGAACCGCAUAGCCCUGUCAUUAGUGUGAGACAGUAGGAGUCGUGGGUAAAGACGUCAGAAAAGCCAGCGCCAACUGUGAAAAGCAGGCUGCCUAAGAUGCCUGCCAGCCCCAGCCCCAGCGCCAGUGACUGUGACGAACCCCACAAACUCGUACAGCCAUGCUAUGACUUCAGGAAGGACAGAUGGAGGUGCCCAACAACAUUGCCUGCCCUCUGACACAGGGCAAAGAAAGUCUCAAAACAAUGAUGGGCAUCGCCGGCUGCAACCAAAAGGGCCGCCAGCUGUAACUCAAGUUCCUGAUCCAAGUACCACAGCUGAAGCUGCCCAGUCCCCAGAACCAAAGGCCAUGGAGCUUUCUGACAGUGACCGACCCAUCAGCUUCAGCUCCACCUCAUCCUCGGCCUCCUCCAGGGACAGCCAUGGCUCCAUUGGCAGCAGAAUGACUUUGGUUUCAAAUAGCCACUUGGGCUUAUUUCGCCAGGAUAAAGAAGCUGGGGCCAUAAAGCUGGAGCUGAUUCCAGCACGGCCAUUUUCCAGCAGCGAGCUGCAGAGGGACACCCCUUCCGGGCCACCGAACAUGGAUGGGGUCAGCGAGAGGCAGCCCAGGACCCAGUGGAGAGUGGACACAAAUGGGGCACCCCAAACCACUGCAGACUCGGACACCAGCCCCAAGCUCCUCUAUGUGGAUAGAGUGGUACAAGAAAUCCUGGAGACGGAGAGGACCUACGUGCAAGACCUAAAAAGCAUCGUGGAGGAUUACCUUGCCUGCAUCCGGGACCAAACAAAACUUCCCCUGGGGACUGAAGAUAGGGCUGCUCUUUUUGGAAACAUUCAGGAUAUCUACCACUUCAAUAGUGAACUUCUUCAAGAUCUGGAAAACUGUGAAAACGAUCCUGUGGCCAUAGCAGAAUGUUUUGUGUCAAAGAGUGAAGAGUUCCACAUUUAUACCCAGUACUGCACCAACUACCCAAGGUCUGUGGCCGUGCUCACCGAGUGCAUGAGGAACAAGAUGCUGGCCAAGUUCUUCCGGGAGCGCCAGGAAACUCUGAAACACUCACUGCCCCUGGGGUCUUACCUCUUAAAACCAGUUCAGCGGAUUCUCAAAUAUCAUCUUCUUUUACAUGAAAUAGAGAAUCACCUUGACAAGGACACCGAAGGCUAUGAUGUUGUGCUCGAUGCUAUAGACACGAUGCAGCGAGUGGCCUGGCACAUCAAUGACAUGAAGCGGAAGCAUGAGCAUGCUGUCCGCUUGCAGGAGAUCCAGAGUUUGCUAACUAACUGGAAGGGGCCAGACCUCACCAGCUUUGGGGAGCUGGUACUUGAGGGGACCUUCCGCAUCCAGAGGGCCAAGAAUGAGAGGACUCUCUUCCUCCUGGACAAGCUGCUUCUCAUCACAAAGAAGAGAGACGACACCUUCACAUACAAAGCUGACAUCCCGUGUGGCAACCUCAUGCUUGUGGAGAUCAUAACAAAGGAGCCGCUCAGCUUCAGUGUUUUUGACUACAAGAACCCCAAGAUACAGCACACAGUCCAGGCCAAAUCCCAGCAAGACAAACGCCUCUGGGUUCUGCACCUGAAGAGAUUGAUUCUGGAGAACCAUGCAGCAAAGAUCCCAGCUAAGGCCAAGCAGGCAAUACUCGAAAUGGAUGCCAUCCACCAUCCAGGCUUCUGCUACAGCCCUGAGGGACAGAUGAAGGCACCAUGUGGCUCCAAAGAAAACCCUGCACCGCAUCGGCAGAGGCGGAAAUCUGAACCUUCCUCCCGGACGCGCAAAGUGUUGAAGACCAGUGAAACUGCACAUGAUAUCCAGAAGGUUUCCAGAGAGGAAGGCUCUUCCCAGGUGACUUCCGCCACACCUUCUCCAGCCCAGAGGAACAGCCAGCCAAGCAGCGCCACCAUCGUCAGUAUGCUCCGCGGGGGCGGCGCCAUCAGAAGCCUCUGGACGGAUCCCCACAUCAGGCAGUCCUUGUUUCCCAGCCGCCGGUCUCCACAGGAGAAUGACGAUGAUGAUGACUACCAGAUGUUCGUCCCUUCCUUUUCAUCCUCCGAUCUCAAUUCCGCCAGGCUGUGCGAAGAGAAUACCUCCAGCCGCCCUUGCAGCUGGCACCUGGGACUGAUGGAGCCCGCCGAGAUCUCCAGCUCCAGUCACAGGAUUGUCCGGCGGGCCAGCAGUGCUGGUGAGAGCAACACGUGUCCUCCUGAAGUAAGAGUGAGGGACAGCAAUGGCUCUCGGUACUAUCCUGCCGGAGAACUGCAGCAUGGUCCUCAACUAGGAGGACAGGGAGGGAUGACUCCCUUUGGGUCGUCUGUGGAGUUGACGAUUGAUGAUAUAGACCAUGUCUAUGAUAACAUAAGUUUCGAAGACUUGAAGUUAAUGGUUGCUAAGCGGGAUGAAGCCGAAUCCUCUUUCCCCAAAUCACCCAGAGACUCUGUUCGCCCCAAGAGCACCCCAGAGUUAGCCUUCUCGAAGAGGCAGGCUAGCCACAGUACAAACUCUCUCUACUCAAAGAAAGAGGCAGCUCCCAGUGCCCAAGAGGCAUCUAACCAAAGCGUUCAUGAACUCCAAGUAGUGGAAGAAAACAUCUAUGACACCAUAGGGCUUCCAGACCAACCAUCACUGGACUUCAAAUGCAGUACACUCAAGCAGCCCAAAAGGAGCACCUUCCUGGGACUGGAGGCUGAUUUUGCAUGCUGCGACAGCCUGAGACCCUUCAUCUCCCAGGACAGUCUCCAGCUCAGUGAAGAGGAUGUGUCUUACCCUCAGGGGCCCUCCGAUACUGACUAUCUGAGUUUCUUGUAUGACUCUCCCCGCUGUAACCUGCCCAUCGCAGAUAAGGCUCUGUCAGACAAACUGUCUGAAGAAGUAGAUGAAAUCUGGAACGACCUGGAAAAUUACAUCAAGAAGAAUGAAGACAAAGCGAGAGACCGUCUCCUCGCUGCGUUUCCUGUCAGCAAAGACGACGUGCCAGAGAGGCUGUAUGUUGAGAGCACCCGUGAGCUGAGCAGAGAUUCGGGGCAUGCCUCAUCUAUGCUCUCCCUUCCGGGGAGCCAGGCUUUUCUCAUGCCUGGGCAAAGCAGGGUUGCCAGAGCUAGCAGGGUUAACUGCUCGCGUGAAGAUGACCUGAUUUCGACAGAAGGCUCCUUCGUGAGUCUUAACCAACUCUCUCUGGCUAGUGGAGUACCUCCUGUGGACAGUCCCUAUGAACUGGCCAACUACAGCCUGCCCCAAACAGACCCAGAAAACUCUGACCUUGGGAUGGAAGCCACAGAUAAGACCAAGAGCAGGGUCUUUAUGAUGGCAAGGCAGUAUAGUCAAAAGAUUAAGAAAGCCAAUCAGCUUCUGAAAGUGAGAAGCCCAGAGUUGGAGCAGCCACCACCCAGUCAGCAUAAGCCCAUUCCCAAAGACCUGGCGGCCAUCUUGGAAGAGAAGAGGCAAGGAGGGCCUGCCAUUGGUGCCAGGAUUGCUGAAUACUCCCAACUGUAUGACCAGAUCGUGUUCAGAGAGACACCCCCUAAAGGACAGAAGGAUGGCUGGCCCAGGACCCAAGAACCCUCUCUCCACAGGCCUGUGUCACCUUCCCAGGCCCAGCGUGCUGGUGAGGACUGGCUUUGGCAUUCGCCCUACAGUAACGGAGAGUUAGCCGAUUUCUGUUCCCAGCCAGAGCAAGACUCAAAGUCAAAAUAUCCCACAUUAGAGGCCAUCACCAAAAGCAUUCCCAGACAGUUGUCGGCAGCUUGUUCCGUGCCUUCUCUUCAAGAAUCGGAGCCCCUGCUGGGCUCGGCCCAGCGCUGCAGCGUGGUGGUUAGCCAGCCCCACAGAGAGGACUGUCAGGGCUAUCUUUACAACUCGCUGGGCCGCAAAGCAGUCGGAGCUAAACUCCAGCCUUAUAGCAGGCCCCAGUCAUCUUCCUCAAUCUUGAUAAACAAAUCUCUUGACUCCAUCAACUACCCAAGUGGGACAGAAAAAAAGCCACUGCUGUCUCUACAGAAAAGUUCCAGAGGUGCGAGCCAACAGGACUUGCUGUCGGGUGUGGUGGACUCACGUCAACAGGACACUGGAAAACGCUCUGAUCUUACCCUCCAAGACUCACAGAAAGUUCUGGUGGUGAAUAGAAAUUUACCCUUAAGCGCCCAAGUAGCGACACAAAACUACUUUUCUAAUUUCAAAGAGACUGAGGGAGAUGAAGAUGACUACGUGGAAAUAAAGUCAGAAGAGGAGGAAGUGGGGCCGGAUCUCUCUCUGAGUCGGGGCAGGAAAUCUGACCCAAAUAUCCCAGACCCUGGCUGUUCUGGAAACAUUUGUAACCACGGCACGUCUUGCUCUUUGAAAGAGCCCGUGAGCGGCAGGCUUGGGCUUCCCCCUUACUUGACAGCAUGUAAGGACUCCGACAAACUGAAUGAUUAUCUGUGGAGGGGGCCAUCACCCAAUCAGCAAAACCUUGUCCAGUCUCUGAGGGAGAAAUUUCAGUGUCUCAGCUCCAGCACCUUCGCCUAGGAUUCUAGAACUGUCCGAAUUGGCUCCUCAGGCUUACCAGUUACCAAUAGGGAUGAGGUGUUUUGUUGUUUUUUAAAUAUAUGUACUAGUUGAAAACAAUUUUGUAACUGCCAGGGGUGUAAAACACCCUUUCCUUGCUUUAUAGCACUGCGGCGCUUUGUGCUGGCUGACCGUGACGUUUCCCCCGUAUCCUGACCGUAGCGCACUUACAGCUCUUAGAUGACCCCCCCUCCCCAUACCCCGAGGAGUUUCUUACUGUGACUCAGAGGCAGCAUGAGUCUCUGUCACAGUGCUUCAAAAGAGAAAGUAGAGUUAUUUAAAGAGUUCUAUGUGGCAUUUCUGUUAUAUUUAUGGCAAGACUCAAGAAUGACGCGUGCCAGAGACCGGUGAUGAGAAUAUAGCCUCAUCGUGUCUUAAGGUCUCCCCACUGGUGUUCCGAUUGCAUUUCAUUUGGAUGCCGACAUGACGUGACUACUGGAAAAACUAAAAUGCAGUCCUAGGAUCCACUUGCUAUUAGAAAACAAAACAAAAAAGACCAAAAAAAAAAAACCCACAAAAAAACCCUUUACCUGUGUUCCUAGACAAGGCCCAGAUGGUAUGCCACUAAUCAUGGUAAUUCUACAAUUUCUGGGGUGAAAUAAACUAUCUUUUCAUGUCUUGAAAAUUCCAAGCUCAAAAAAAAAAAAAAAAAGUAAGACAACUUAAUUAAUAGAUGAGGGAGACUUCUGGAACAACCUGAUUGUUUCUUCAUAUGGCACCUAAAAAAGAACUGCUCCCCCAAACACCACAACCCAAAGCCCCCACUCUACUGCUUUAUAUGCCCACCUCUCACCAACACAGAGUAGAUCCUCAGUUAAAAUAAGACAAAACACAUGAAUGACUUGUCUAGAGCAGUUCUUCAUAGACCCUUUUCUGAACGCCCUACUUGAGAAGUCUUUGUCACAGAGAUGGGAGUUUCAUUUCUAAACAAUGGUGGCAUGGGGCCUCCUUCAGUGUUUCAGAACAUAUAGAAGACCUGAGCCUCUGGUUGCUAGGCUCUGGCUAGUCACUUCCUCUCCGUUGUAACUGUAGUUCUCUACAGCAUUGCACUGUGAUACCACACCAAUCUAGCUCCUUGGAGAUAGGCACGGAAGAUGCAAAGAGAGAAAUGAAGACAGACGUGUUGCUGCUUCAGAAAAGCGUUUUAAUGAAGGCCUUAUAAAGGCUGUCGGACUUUUGUCUUGCAGUACCGUGUUCUCAUUUUACACAGGGGAAUAUUCUGGAGUCUUUCCUCACCCUCUCAGUUUCCAUUUUAACUUAUUUCUCUUUGUUCAAAUUAAACAGUCAGUUCCAUUUAGAAAGAUAUGAUAGGAAUUGUUGGGAAACAUGUCUGGCCUAUCGUAAUGGUAAGCCGUAAUAAUGAAUCACACACAGCUUCCCAUGAUCCUUUUCUUCUUGUUAACUCCAGGCCCCUUUCCGUUUCAACUGUGCAACAUAAAAAUGUGACCAUCCUUAUGUUACAAAUAAGUUCCUAUGGCGUUUCUGUUGUUCUUGUUGCUUUGAGUUUCCUGUCCUUCCGAACCCUUCACUCUUCCUGUAGUGACCGAGACAACAUUUGGGGAUAAAGGUGACACUUGGUGGUGGAGCCCUUGCCUCGAGUUCUCAGGCCCUGACUGACCCCUAGCACUGAUUUACAUGGUUCUGAAAACAUUCCUUUUUCCCCCCAAUGCUUUUAUUUAAGCAUGACGUUAGUUUUCCAGAUAAAGCAACAGCAGAAAAGACGAGAACUCUGUUCUUAGAAUUUACUAGACAAGUGCAAACACAUUUGUGUCAUUUGUUUGGUUUGCUUGUUUUUUUUAAAGUUACCUGACCCUGUUUCAAGAGAUGUAGUUUACUGUUUUGUUUUUUCUUUUUGUCUGUGUGACGCACAUUCCAAUAUAGUCCACGUUACUGUUCUGUCUGAGUCUCAGAAAUGAUAAAUUCUUCACACCAGUGUCUUGUUGCACAGUUUGGUGUCAGCCUACAAAGGUGGGUGUUGUACAAAAUGACUAUGUAUUCAGUCCUUUGGGUUCUAGGAUAAAUCUGUAGUUUUAUUGAUCACCUCUGUGUAGAGGCUGCAGACUUUGAGAGCCGUGUAUGUAUGUGUCUGUGUGUGUCUGUGUGUGUGUGUGUGUGUGUGUCUGUGUACGCAUGCGGAUGCUCCCUCAAUGUUAUCAAUUCAGUGCUUUUGUUUAAAAUGGUUUCUUUUGCAGGUGGGGUGGCGAUGUAUAUACUUGGGGGGAAGUUUUAUGUACUUAAAAGUUCUUACCUGGUUCCUAUACUGAAGGUUCCAAUUUUUUUUAUAUAUAUAUAUAAGUUCACGUUUCACCUCCUUUUUUUCUUUGUGGAGAAAGCAGUGCAUCUUGGAAACCAUGGUUUAAAUACUGUAUAUAUGACAAUUAAAGUUAGUAAUGUCCAUUAUUUAAUAAAGUUUGUAAAGUGCAAAGUAAAA